Molecule: messenger RNA, 3462 nt
Organism: Loa loa (African eye worm)
Lineage: Eukaryota; Metazoa; Nematoda; Chromadorea; Rhabditida; Onchocercidae
Product: DNA-directed RNA polymerase
Exons: 24
Coding region: 52-3462 (1136 amino acids)
Biological process (GO): DNA-templated transcription
Cellular component (GO): RNA polymerase III complex
Molecular function (GO): DNA binding; DNA-directed RNA polymerase activity; ribonucleoside binding
Source: RefSeq, a predicted model, not a curated record
AAUUGCAGGUGUACAUGGAAUGAUGACCAGUCGUAAUUGAAGUGAUUGAAAAUGACGGAAAGGAUUACUGGAGAAGUACAAGCGGUGAAAGAUAAAUGGGCCCUCGUCCCGGCAUUUUUGCAGGUCCGCGGACUUGUUAAGCAACACAUUGCCAGCUACGAUUAUUUCGUCAGUACUGAAAUCAAAAAGAUUUUACGAGCUAAUGAUAGAAUCACAAGUGACGCGAAUCCAUCAUUUUAUUUGAAGUAUUUGGAUAUCCGUGUUGGAAUGCCUUCAAGCGAAGAGGGUUUUAACCAAAUCAACGAUAAGAUCAGUCCACAUGAGUGUCGUCUUCGGGAUAUGACUUAUUCUGCACCCAUUUCGGUCGAUAUUGAAUACACUCGUGGCAGUCAGCGUGUUUUGAGGAAUGGUCUUGUAAUCGGCAAAAUGCCUGUCAUGCUACGUUCCAGUAAAUGUGUUUUAAAAAAUAUGAAUGAGAGUGAACUUGCACAUGUCCAAGAAUGUCCGUAUGAUCCGGGUGGUUAUUUCAUCAUCCGUGGAUCGGAAAAAGUGGUUCUCAUUCAAGAACAGCUUUCGAAGAAUCGUAUCAUGAUUGGAAGAAACAGCAAAAAAGAGCUACAGUGUGAAAUACUUAGUUCUACACAGGAACGUAAAAGUAAAACAUACAUUGCUAGUAAGAAGCAACGAUAUUACGUUCGUCACAACCAGCUUUCUGACGACGUACCAGUAGCCAUUGUUUUUAAGGCGAUGGGAUUCGAAUCGGACCAUGAUAUCGUUUCAGCAGUUGGUUUGGAGGAGAAAUUCGUUGCUGCAAUGGCUCCAUCAAUUGAGGAAUGUGCAAGUCAUCAAAUUGUAACACAAGAAGGUGCACUGCAAUAUAUAGCUUCAAAGGUUAAAAUGCGCAAAUUUGGGCCAUUUGCUUCUGGUACGUCAUCAACACUACCACGUGAACAUGAAGCCAUUGAUUUCUUAUCAAAUUUAAUGAUUGCACAUGUCCCAUGUCCGGACGGGAAUAUGAAAAUGAAAGCCAUUUAUUUGGGAUUAAUGAUUAGAAGGUUAAUGCAAGCGGAAGUGGGUGACACUGAAUGUGACGAUCGUGAUUUCUACGGAAAUAAGCGCUUAGAGCUGGCGGGCUCGUUACUUGCAUUGUUAUUUGAGGAUGUUUUCAAGAGAUUCAAUUCUGAAUUGAAAAGAAUUGCUGAUAACAGUUUGGGCAAAACAUUGGCUGCUCCACUUGAUAUAGUUAAACAUAUGCGUCAGGACCUAAUAACAAAUGCAUUGGUCGAUGCUUUAGCAACUGGAAAUUGGACGAUCAAACGAUUUAAAAUGGAAAGACAAGGAGUAACGCAGGUUUUAUCACGUCUUUCAUAUAUAUCUGUGUUAGGCAUGAUGACUCGAAUCAAUUCAACUUUUGAGAAAACAAGGAAAGUUUCUGGACCGCGCUCCUUGCAACCUUCUCAGUGGGGAAUGUUAUGUCCAUCCGAUACACCAGAAGGAGAGUCUUGCGGUCUUGUCAAAAAUUUGGCUCUCAUUAGUCAUAUAACCACAGAUAGCGAUGAAGAACCUGUAAUUCGUUUGCUGUACAAUUCGGGUGUUGAGGAUGUUAAAUCUCUCCAUUUUUCUGCUAUUCAUAGUCCAGUAUAUCAUAUUGUUUUUCUAAACGGUGUAAUCGUUGGUUUAACAAUCGAUCCGCAGCGAAUAGUUUCAACGAUAAGGGCUGUUCGAAGACAUGGUUUACUCAAUGAAUUCGUUUCUGUAUCCACAAAUGCCGCUCAACGAUCAGUUUAUAUAGCCAGUGAUGGUGGACGUCUUUGUCGACCUUACAUUAUUGUAAAAAAUGGCGUACCACAAGUUACACAAGAGCAUAUUGAGGAGCUCAAAAAAGGAUGUCGUAUUUUCGAAGAUUUUGUCGAUGAUGGCUUGAUUGAAUACUUGGAUGUCAAUGAAAUGAAUGAUGCGUCAAUUGCCGUUUAUGAAAAUCAAAUCAAGCCUAAUACAACACAUUUAGAGAUAGAACCUUUCACACUGCUUGGUGUGUGUGCUGGCCUGAUUCCUUACCCGCAUCAUAAUCAGAGUCCAAGAAAUACCUAUCAGUGUGCUAUGGGUAAGCAAGCUAUGGGUACAAUUGGAUAUAAUCAGCAGAAACGUAUCGAUUCACUCAUGUAUCUACUAGUUUACCCACAGCGACCUCUCGUUAAAACUAAGACUAUCGAAUUCUGUAACUUCGAAAAACUGCCAGCUGGACAGAAUGCUGUCAUUGCAGUAAUGUCUUACAGUGGCUACGAUAUUGAGGAUGCACUUGUGCUGAAUAAAGCUUCUCUUGACAGAGGCUAUGGUCGUUGUCUUGUUUACAAACAUGCGAAAGCAACUGCUAGGAAAUACCCCAAUCAAACAUUCGAUCGUCUUAUGGGACCAACUGUUGAAGCAACAACGCGAAAACCCAUUUACAAACAUCAAGUAUUGGACCAAGAGGGUAUCGUAUAUGUUGGUGCAUGUAUACAUUCCAAACAGGUAAUGAUCAAUAAACACAUGCCAGUUGUUAGUACGGAAGCUGGUGCCACCACAUCUUCGAACAAUGAUGGAACAAAUGUUAGUAGCCAUGAAGUAGAAUACAAAGAUGUUUCGGUUGUUUAUCGUAACCCUGUACCAUCAUAUGCAGAACGUGUCCUGUUGACAUAUAACGAGGAUGAUGCUCAUUUGAUCAAAGUACUAUUGCGACAAACGAGAAGACCUGAAUUGGGCGAUAAAUUUAGCAGCAGACAUGGGCAGAAAGGUGUAUGUGGUUUGAUAGCACAACAGGAAGAUAUGCCUUUCAACGACUUGGGUAUGUGUCCAGAUAUGAUUAUGAACCCGCAUGGUUAUCCAAGUCGUAUGACUGUUGGAAAACUGAUGGAAUUGUUAAGUGGGAAAAAUGCGGUUCUUUCUGGCAAAUUCCAUUACGGAACUGCUUUUGGUGGUGAUCAGGUUGAUGUUGUCUGCGAAGAGCUAGCAGCACGAGGAUUCAAUUAUCUUGGAAAAGAUAUGUUAACAUCCGGAAUAACUGGCCAGCAGCUUUGUGCAUAUAUUUAUUUCGGUCCUAUUUAUUAUCAGAAGUUGAAACAUAUGGUUCUGGAUAAAAUGCAUGCAAGAGCUAGAGGACCACGAGCAGUGCUAACGCGUCAACCAACCGAGGGGAGAGCACGUGAUGGUGGCUUACGACUGGGUGAAAUGGAAAGGGAUUGUUUGAUUGCUUAUGGUGCAAGUAUGUUGUUGAUGGAAAGACUAAUGGUUUCAUCGGAUGAAUUCAAAGUGGAUGUUUGUUCGCAGUGUGGUUUGAUUGGUUACAAAGGUUGGUGUCAAAUGUGCCGUUCUUCGCGAACUAUGGCAACCAUUAAAAUUCCAUACGCUUGCAAAUUACUCUUCCAGGAAUUGCAAUCCAUGAAUAUUGUGCCAAAAAUCAGCUUAUCUAAGUAUACUGAUUGA